AGAACAAGAAAGAGAGCAAUUGGAAAUGCAGUGCCUAGAGGCAGAAGCUAAAAGGAAGAUAGCGGCCCAAGAGGCAGCAGUUGUAAAGCGCCGUCUAGAAUUAGAAGCAGAAGAGGUGAAGAGAAGAAUAAAGAAAGAGGAAGAGGAAGCUGAAAUGAGAGCUCAACUAGAGGAAGAACAUGCAGCUCUUCAAAGGGCUCUGGAGGAAAAACGGAGAAAGAUAAAGCAUUUGGAGGCGAUGAAAGAGCUCAGUGCAGCUCAGGCAAGAAUGCAGGUGUAUGAUCAGGGGUUGGCCAUAAAGGAAGAGCCGAAAGACGUACUAAGCCAUCAGAAGGUUGCAGUUUCCACAAGCCGUCUGCCCCCGUGUGUAUCUUCUGUCUCACAAGCUGUGACAAUCUCCUCAAAUGAAAGUACAGCUGAGCUUGUUAAGCUACUGGCAGAUGCUUUAAAUGCCAACAGAAUUCCAGUUCCUGAACCUUCAAUAUUCAGUGGGGAUCCAUUGAAGUACAGUGACUGGAAACUCUCAUUUGAAACGCUCAUUGACCAGAAGAAUAUUCCAGACAAGGACAAGAUAUACUAUCUUCGAAGAUAUGUAAGUGGACAAGCUAAGACUGCACUUGAUGGUUAUUUCCUACUUGGAACCGAAUCUGCCUAUGUUGCUGCAUGGAAGAUUUUGGAAGAAAGAUACGGUAACCCAUUUACAAUAGCAAAGGCAUACAGAGACAAACUCCAAGCAUGGCCCAAGAUGGGAUCUAAAGACAGCUUUGAGCUGAGAGAUUUUGUGGAUUUUCUCCGUAGUUGUGAGGCUGCCAUGGUCCACAUCCAGGCAUUGCAGAUCUUGAAUGACUGUAAUGAAAACAGAAAGAUUCUCUUAAAGUUACCUGAUUGGCUAACUGCAAGAUGGAACAGAAAAGUCAUUGAAAUAGAAGAACAGAGCAGCCUGUUCCCCUCCUUCAGCCAGUUUGUGAAGUUUCUGACUAAAGAAGUGAAAAUUGCCUGUAAUCCAGUUACAUCAUUGCAAUCACUAAAGCAAGGUGGUGAAACUGAUAUGCCAAAAUACCAAAGACGUCAAAAUGUUAAAGCAAAGACACUGAUUACAAGUUCAAAUGAAGAGACUGUCAAAACAUGCAUUUUCUGUAAGAAGUUUGGGCAUGCAUUGCACAAAUGCAGGAAAUUUGUGGAGAACCCAGUCACUGACAGAGUGAAAUUUGUUCAAGCUGAAAAGCUAUGCUUUGGUUGUCUUAAAUCUGGUCACUUCUCGAAGAGUUGCAACAGUAGAAAUGUUUGUGAACUGUGCCACAAGCGGCAUCCUACUUGUUUGCAUGAGGAGAGAAACAAGGAAGAACAAAGACUACCACGAACCAAACAAAAUCCAAGUCAAGAGAAAUCAAGUUCAACUCAAGAAAAGAACAAAGAAAGGCCUCAAGUAACACAACAUAAAGAAAUAAUCACAGUUGCCACUUCAAAUCGAGUAAUCCUUGAUGAAGCUAAUACACAGACCUCUGCAAUAAUUCCUGUUUGGCUUUCAUCUGCAACGCAACCAGCCCAAGAGCUCCUUGUAUAUGCUCUCUUGGAUUCUCAAAGCGACACAACGUUUGUUUUAAGUGAAGUAGCUGAAGCUUUGGAGGCUAGCAAAGAGCAAGUUAAUUUAAAACUCUCUACUAUGACCUCAAGAACUACAAUAGUGAGUUCUCAAAAAUUGAGCAACUUGCAAGUCCGUGGCUUUUAUUCUGGUAAGAAGAUCUCUUUACCACCAACAUAUACACGUGAAUUUAUCCCUGUUAACAGAACUCACAUACCAACUGAUGAAACUGCGAAGGCUUGGUCCCAUUUAGAACACCUCCAAGAAAAAGUAGCACCUUUGCAAGAUUGUGAAGUAGGUCUACUUAUUGGUUACAACUGCUCACAAGCCCUAUUGCCACGAGAAGUUGUGUCUGGCAAGGAAAAUCAACCUUAUGCACAGCGCACGGAUCUUGGAUGGAGUAUUGUUGGCCAUGGGAAUCCCUGUGUAGAUUAUGGAGAUGCCUUCGGAAUCAGCCAUCGGAUAGUAGUGAAACAAGUGACUCCAGGUGUUGAGCCCUCUGUCAAUCUUAAAACAGAAGUAUGCUAUGUGAAUAGAUCCAAAGUUAAAGAAAUUUCCCCUUUAGACAUCAUAAAGGUCCUCGAAUCAGAUUUCUCAGAAAGAGCUGGAGAAGAGGAUCCUGUGUCUCAGGAUGACAUCAAGUUCCUGUCAAAGAUGAGAGAAGGCAUAACACAAAAAGAUAAUGGACAUUAUGAAAUGCCAUUACCGUUUAAAAAGGAAAGACCAAAACUACCAAACAAUAAGAUAUGUGCAAUACAUCGCUUAAAUUGUCUUGAAAGGAGGCUAAAAAGGAAUGAAACAUACUACAAAGACUAUGUCAACUUUAUGGAUGACAUCAUUUCACGUGGUGACGCAGAGAAGGUCCCUGAGGAAGAAAUUGACAACAGUCCGGUUUGGUAUAUUCCACACCAUGGAGUUUAUCAUCCACAAAAACCUGGAAAAAUACGUGUAGUAUUUGACUGUUCUGCCAAAUUUCAAGAAACAUCUCUCAAUGACCAUUUGCUCACUGGACCUGACCUGACAAAUACAUUGGUGGGUGUCCUGUGCAGAUUCAGAAAAGGACCCAUAGCGGUGAUGUGUGACAUCGAAAGGAUGUUUCAUCAGUUUCAUGUGAAAAGCGAAGACCAAGAUUACUUACGAUUUCUUUGGUGGGAGAAUGGCAAUUUGGAAACCACGCCAUCAGUUUACAGAAUGAAAGUCCACCUGUUUGGAGCGUCUUCAUCUCCAGGCUGUGCCAACUUUGGCCUGAAACAUCUGGCAACACAAGGGCAAGAUCAAUACAGCAAAGAUACAAUACGCUUCAUACAAAGAAAUUUUUAUGUAGAUGAUGGUCUGGCAAGUGUCCAAACUGAGGAGGAAGCCAUCCAGCUUGUUAAAGAAUCAAGAGAACUUUGUUAUACUGGCAAAUUAAAACUCCAUAAGUUCAUUUCCAAUAACAACAAUGUAAUGGCAUCCAUUCCAGAGGAGGGACGUGCCACAAACAAAGAUCAAGAUAUGGCCUUAAGCCAACCCCACAUGGAGAGAGCGCUUGGAGUAGAGUGGUGCAUCACAUGUGACUCAUUCAAGUUCAGAGUUCAAGUAAAGUCUAAUCCAUUAACAAGAAGAGGUGUGCUCUCUACUGUUGCCUCGAUAUACGAUCCAUUAGGAUUCAUGGCACCUUUCGUCCUUAUAGGGAAACAAAUACUCCAGCAGAUGUGCAGAGAGAAGAUCGGCUGGGAUGAGGAACUUCCAGAAAGUUUAAGACCUCAGUGGGAGUCCUGGAUCAGAGACCUACCCAAUCUAGCUGAGAUGGAAAUUAAAAGAUCCUACCUACCUUCAAGUUUUGGCAACAUCAAAGGAUAUGAGCUUCAUCAUUUCUCCGAUGCGAGUGUGUCUGGAUAUGGUGAGUGCACUUACCUGCGAGCUGUUAGUGAAUCUAAUAGUGUUCAUUGCUGUCUAGUAAUGGGAAAAGCAAGAGUUUCGCCAACAAAGGUUACAACAAUACCAAGACUGGAACUCUCUGCAGCAGUAGUUGCAGUCAAAACCAGUGAUAUGCUCCGUAAUGAACUGGAAAUACAAGAUCUCCAAGAAUAUUUUUGGACUGAUUCAACAGUCGUUCUUGGCUACAUAAAUAACGACGCCAAGAGAUUUCAAGUGUUUGUAGCUAACCGGAUACAAAGAAUCAAAUCAAGCACAAAGUCUGAACAAUGGGCUUAUGUUGCAUCUGAGGAUAACCCAGCAGACCAUGCCUCUCGAGGGUUAACUGCAAAGCAACUGAAGACUUCCAAUUGGUUCUCUGGACCAAAGUUUCUGUGGCAAAGGGAACUACCUGAAAGAAAGUGCAAGGUGGGAGAAGUUACGGAAGAUGAUCCUGAACUCCGCAAGGCUAUGGUGUUAACCACUAAGGCAAAGGAGGAAAGAUCAUUAGUGAACCGCUUUGAAAAGUUUUCUGAUUGGUCAAGGGUAGUACAAGCAGUUGCUAGGUUGAAACGACGAGUCAAGGAACAUGGAGGUGUGAAGCAAAGAACCAACGAAAGCACAAGUUUGGAAGAAAGGAAAAGGGCAGAGAUUGUGAUCAUUAAGUUAGUUCAAGAAGAAGCAUUCUCAGAUGAGAUAAAGAGCUUGAAAGCAAGGAAUAUGGUUGUCAAGUCCAAAUAUAGCUCACUAUUUAAGUUAAGUCCAAUUUUGGAUGAAGAAGGUAUCUUAAGAGUGGGAGGACGUCUAAGCCAAGCCUCGUUACACCCAAAUGUCAAGCAUCCAGCGAUACUUCCCAGAAACAGUCACAUAUCAUCCUUACUUAUCAAGCACUUUCAUGAAAAGGUUCAACACCAGGGACGUGGAAUGACAGUAAAUGAACUGCGAGCUAAUGGAUGGUGGAUUCUAGGAUGCAGCAGUGCAGUAUCGUCACACAUUUUCAAAUGUGUCAAGUGCCGAAAAUACAGAAGACGACCUGAAGAACAAAAAAUGGGUAACUUACCUCAAGACAGAAUGGAAACGACUCCACCAUUCACUUACACCGGCAUAGACUGUUUUGGUCCUAUCCAUGUCAAAGAAGGAAGAAAAGAUGUUAAAAGAUAUGGUCUCUUACUUACCUGUCUAUGUUCAAGAGCCAUACACAUAGAAAUGCUAGAUGAUAUGACAACUGAUGCAUUUAUCAAUUCCUUAAGAGCGUUUAUUGCCAUAAGAGGAAAUGUUCGACAGCUACGAAGCGAUCAAGGAACCAAUUUUAUUGGUGCAAGGAGAGAGUUUGCAGAACUCAUGAAAGAAAUGGAUGAAGAAAGAGUGAAGGCUCUAGGAUGUGAAUUUCUAAUGAAUCCUCCAGCGGCAAGUCAUAUGGGCGGCGUCUGGGAGAGACAAAUUAGAACUAUAAGGAGUGUUCUUACUGCAAUUCUCGACCAGUCAGCACAAAGACUUGACAGCUCCUCUUUAAGAACAUUCUUAUAUGAGGUAAUGGCAAUUGUCAACAGCAGACCACUUACCGCUGAACUUUUGAAUGACCCAUCUGCACCUGAACCUUUAACUCCAAACCAUAUUCUUACAAUGAAGUCCACUAUCAUACUUCCUCCACCUGGACAGUUUGUGAGAGAAGAUUUGUAUCUUCGAAAGAGGUGGCGUCGAGUUCAAUAUUUGGCCGAUGAGUUUUGGAUUCGAUGGAAAAAGGAAUAUUUGUUAAGUUUACAACAAAGACAAAAGUGGCAGAAAAAUAGAAGAAACCUGAAAGUCAAUGACCUUGUACUUUUACAAGAUGAUCACGCACCACGCAAUGAAUGGAAGCUGGCCAGAAUAACAGAAGUUUAUCCAGGGUCAGAUGAUAGGGUGAGAAAGGUCAAAUUGUUGGUUAGUGACACCUCAUUUGAUAAUAAAGGUAAAUCCACAACAAACACAGUGUUUCUUGAAAGACCUGUACAUAAACUUGUUACUUUGCUUGAAGCAGAAUAAUGUUUAAUAUUUAACUUGACUUUUUAUACUGAAUAGUUGAUAACAGGAAUUGUUUCAUUGAAUGUUUAAAGUGUUCAAUUGCAAUUGUUGUGUUUAGAGAAAUCCCACAUUAAGAUUGGUGUGAUUUGGUGGGAGUGUAACUGUCACUGUUAUUUAUUAUUUUUUGUGUUUUUGUUUGUAAUUUAUGUUGGUAUAUAUUUGGUAAGCCGGAUGAGACUUUUAUUUUGAAACCUCCGCUAAGCUGCUAAAUGCCAGUGAAACAAAGAACAAGCCAGAAGCAUGCAAGCAUGGCAUGCAUUGCUGAUGAGUUUAAGGUCACGCUUUAAGUGAUUUAAAGUGAACAGUUAAAGAAAUGUUGAAGAUAAGAAGGCAUCAAGACAAUUUCCUUUCAUAGUAUGCAGCCAACGAGUUUUCACGGUUUGACUUGGAGAAGAUUUCAUUAAAACCAGUAAAAGGAAA
This is a messenger RNA of Misgurnus anguillicaudatus (oriental weatherfish), 5959 nucleotides long. RefSeq lists its product as uncharacterized. The record is from RefSeq and is a predicted model, not a curated record. NCBI's taxonomy places the organism in Eukaryota, Metazoa, Chordata, Actinopteri, Cypriniformes, Cobitidae. Gene Ontology annotation, molecular function: nucleic acid binding. Gene Ontology annotation, biological process: DNA integration.